Molecule: messenger RNA, 2226 nt
Organism: Cydia pomonella (codling moth)
Lineage: Eukaryota; Metazoa; Arthropoda; Insecta; Lepidoptera; Tortricidae
Exons: 2
Coding region: 172-2022 (616 amino acids)
Cellular component (GO): nucleus
Molecular function (GO): DNA binding
Source: RefSeq, a predicted model, not a curated record
CAAAUAGGGUAAGGUGCUCUAAGAGUGCGAGGUCUAUAUGAGGGCGCACCUUACGUCACACGAGUCCAAUAAGCCAUCUGUAGCUAACUUCAGUUGUAUUUUGGUGCUCUAGUGAACCGGUGCGCGCUGCCGAAAAAUAAUCGAAAUUCAUGGAAAAACGUGGAUUCCAGUAUGUCUACGAAAAAGAGAAAGACUGAGCGAAAGAAUUGUCCAGCCGAUGUACUUGAAGAAGCUCGGAAGCUCAUAGAAAAAGGUCAGUCAAAAAGAUCAGUCGCCGAGGCUUUUGGUAUGCCAGAAUCAUCGUUGAGAAAACGUCUGAAGAGAGGUGAACCUGCUACUAAAUUGGGUAGAUACGAAACAACAUUUACGGAACAAAUUGAAGAAGACUUCUGUAAUUAUUUGAAACUUCUAGAUGAUAUGUACUUUGGCUUGACAGCAAAACGUUUGAGAGAGUUAGCUUUUGAAUUCGCCGUCGCGAAUAAUAUUCCACAUAGGUUUAACACAGACACAAAAUUAGCAGGCAAGGGAUGGUUAAGAGGGUUUCGAAGCCGUCAUCCAGAAAUAUCGUUGAGACAACCAACGUCAACUAGCAUUGCUCGUGCUAUGGCGUUUAACCGGCCACAAGUUGAGCGGUUUUACAUCAAUCUUAUGGUGUUGCAAGAUAGAUACAAUUUUCCGCCCCACCGUAUUUUUAAUAUGGACGAGACUGGCUUCACCACUGUGCCUAAUAAACCUUCAAAAGUUUUGAGCACAAAAGGAAAACGGUCAGUGAGUAAAAUAUCUAGUGCAGAGAGGGGAGUCAACAUUACAGCCGUGAAUGCUAUGAGUGCAUCGGGUGUUUAUGUCCCACCAGCAUUUAUAUUUAAGCGCAAAAGAAUGAAGCCCGAGCUUUUAGAUGGCGCACCAGCUGGGUCCAUCGGUAUGAUAUCCGACUCCAGUUAUAUAAAUUCGGAUCUUUUUCUGGAUUGGUUGUCACAUUUCAAAGAUUAUACAAAGCCAACGAAAGAAAACCCAGUAUUACUAAUUUUGGACAACCAUGUGUCACAUUGCACGAUUAGAGCUAUUAAUUUUUAUCGUGACAACCACAUCCACGUAUUGACUUUGCCUCCUCAUACUAGUCACAAAAUCCAACCACUUGACUGUGGAUUCCACACAGUCUUGAAAAAAUACUAUGCCAAUGAAUGCGAAAAAUGGCUGCGCAACCAUCCCGGUAGGGCGAUCACUGUUUUCCAAAUGGUGGCAAUUUUUUCCCCUGCUUACCUCAAAGCUGCAACUUUAGCGUGCGCAGUUCAGUGCUUCAAAGUCACUGGUAUAGUGCCUUACGACCCAGAUGUCUUUACUGACGCAGAUUAUUUAGCAAGCUCAGUAACUGAAAGAAAACGAGGUGAUGAUAACGCUGAAAGUGCCACUGAUGUGCCAUUAGUCGAUUCUGGAGCAUCGAUUGUAUCAGAGGCAAUACCACAAACCUCACGCAGCCCCUUAAUGGAUUUAACAAAUGUGGGAGGUCCUACAAACUCAUCAGUGAUUUCAACCGAACAUUCGGCUGCAAACGAAUCACCAAUGCAGCCAACUGAAGUCUCUUCACAUAAUACAAAUUCUGCUACAACUGGAAAGCCCAAAACAAUAAUGGAUAUUUGUCCCAUCCCCAAGGCCCAGCCAAGACCAGUCUCUCAACGAAAACACAAAAAAUCUGACAUAAUUAGUAGUUCACCGUAUAAAAUUGAAAUCGAAAAGCAAGAAGCACAAAAGAAACCUAAAACUAAACUGAAAAUUGACAUACAACGUCCUCAAACUUCAAAGACGCAAACUUCAAAAGCCAAAAAAGUGAAAAAAGACUUCAAAAAACCAAAGAAAACCCCCAAAAAAAAAAUUUGGAAAUGUGGUGGCUGCCGAGAGGUAUACAAAGAACCCAUCAUAGAAGACUGGAUAGAGUGCGAUAAGUGUAAAGAAUGGUGGCAUGAAAAAUGCACAGCCUAUUUAGGCCUAGGAUCUUAUGAGUGUGACGUAUGCACUCAUAAAUAAAAUGCGCACUCUUUGCAACCCUGCGCGCACUCUUGUGCAACCCUGCGCGCACUCUUAUACGUUAUACGUUGUAAGAGUGCGCAUUGGUUAUUUUUUUUUUACUUUGUAUUUGUGCCAAAAUUAUGGACAUUAUAAUUAAUGCGUGUAUGCUGAUUUGUUACUGAGAGAUAAGAGUUACUGAUAAAUAAAGUUGAUUUUCCUAGC